AUGUCCCCAGGAACGGGAGGUGCUCCUGUAGGGAGUCGAGGUGGAAACGAGGAUGUCGCCUGCUACAAUGUCAUCAAGCUCUCGUGGAAGGGCAAGUAUCCGAGGAUUUUCUCCGUCGGGACCCGGGCCAUCACCACUUACAACAUUGCGGACUGCAUGAUAGAGACUAAUAAGUUCGAGUACCAGGACUUCGUCGCUAUCGAACCCUUGGUCUCGAGGAGCUCCGACACCGAAUUUAUAAUCAAGUACAGGAAAACACGCGAGGGAAGGAAAAUCGGUGACAUGAAAUUCGCCUCGGAAUACAGAGCAGAUAUCCUCACUGAAGCAUUGAAAUUCAAGCACUUAUUCUGUGAGCAGCGUCCGAGUGCCGUUCAAUUCAAAGCGAUGAAGAAAGAUUUCUCAGAACAAAAAGUCCCCCUCAUUUUGGAAGUUUCCGAGAUCUCCGUGAAUCAGCUAGAUCCACAAACCAGAGAAUGUGUUGGCAGAUAUUAUUUCAAAAACAUUACUGGUCUGACUAAGCUACUCGACGGGAAGCCGGGCGGCUUGGUGAUCUCAGUGGACAGCUUCGAGCGUCUCCACGUAUUUUACAUUGAGCGGAGAGAAGCAUUCAUGAAACUCGUUGCGGAGCACGCCAUGAAAUUCGUGGGUGUCAACAUCAAUUUCAAGGACGAGAUGAGCGAGGAGACGGUCCUCCUGCGGCGGUUCGGAAGAUAUUCUUCCGACGAAGCUGUGACAAGCCUCAGUGAUUUCAUGGUACACAAGAUGUCGGCCCGCCACAGGGAUCCGGUGAAGCGCAUCCUCGGGAUCUCCGAAUCCUGUUUGGUGGAACGCGAUUGCGUCACGUACAACGUGACGUCGUUGCGGCCCCUAAGUGAUAUUGCGGCUCUGGUUAGGGACCGGGAAGAGCCGAGGAAGUUCUUCAUCGAGUUCAUCCAAGGCGACCUCGAAAAAGCCUAUUUCUCCUCAAACCGCGACGCCCUGCUGGCUUCACUAUUAGACGGUGUCCGAGCCUCGGGCAAUCGGGACGUUCACGUUCGGAUGUCGAAAAUCAAUCGAGGCAUGCGGUGCGGACCCAUGUACAUUCCUGUUUGUGAGGACGUCGAAAUCGCGCACUUGAAGUUCCUUCACACCCAACCGAAUGCCUGGUCGUUUCCCGACACCGUGGCUCGUUUCAAUGCCAACGUGCCUUAUUCUGGACUCCUGCACACGGCGAAGAACAAAGACGCGCUCUUCGAAAACAAAGACAAGAUGUUCCAGGCUGCUCUGACGGCCAUGUUGGCCAAGGAAGGCGAGCAAGAUCGCAUCCCCCUCGAAACUCUCGAAGCCCAGUUCCACGCGCUACGCAGACUGGUUGCCUGCAAAGCGGGAUUUGCUGCCUUCACUCAAGUCCCGCAUGUUCGCGAGCGCAUCGGCAGGAAGGUGAUCUCAGCACUGUCUCGCGGAGACCCUGCGGUCUCGCACGCGGCCGUGGACAUGCUGUGCGCACUCAUUCAGCCCAUGCACGACGAUUGCGACCUCUACCAAGAACAGUUGAACAAAUUAUCGAUACUCUCUUCAAAGAGUUUCCUCGAGCAGCUCCUCGUCAUGUUCUCGAACCAUGUGCAACACGGAACCGGCUGCCUCGUAGUAUCGGCUAUGUUGGAUUUCUUGACAUUUUCCUUAUGUGCGCCGUAUUCAGAAACGACUGAAGGUGCUCAGUUCGAUGCCUUGUUGGAGCUUGUCGCUAAUCACGCCGGUCGGAUGGUUUUCAAGCUCUUCCAACACACCUCUAUCGCUAUUGUCAAGGGCGCCGGGCGUGUGAUGAAGGCUAUAAUUGAGGAAGGGGAAUCGGAACUCGCCGCGAAAAUGCAAGAUCUCGCUUUGGCGGAAGCCGCUCUACCUCGGCACCUCCUGGAUGCGCUCUAUGUAUCGGGUUCAGAGAGUCGGCUUUUCGCCUUACGAGAGUUGUCCAGACAGCUGGUCGGCCUCUGGCUCACCGGUCACCCAGCCACGAUGAAUGCCCUCAAACGAAUCAUGCCCGCUGGCCUCCUCGCCUACAUGGACUCGAAGGAGAUGCCUCCGAAGGAAGCGAUUGAAACCCUCAAAACUCGAGACAAUCUCAAAAUGGCCACAGAGCUCUCGAACAAGCAUUUGACAAAGAACAAACAAUGGCGAGUCAUCGAACGCCACGUAGAUCAGUUCCUCGUACACUGGAAGUCCCGAAUGACUCAGCUGAAGUCCGACGGAGACACCCGACCUGCCCGGCAGCAGCCUGUGGUGCUUCGUCGAAGGCGACAGAGGGUUAAGAGCUUGGCGAAUUGGACCAUGUUCUACUACCAGUUCCACCAGGAUCACGCUAAGCCACACCUUAUCUGGAACUACAAGACGCGGGAAGAGCUCCGGGACGCACUCGAGAAUGAACUUCGCAGCUUCACUCAAGACCGCGAGUUGUGUCAUGACGUGACGGUGUCCUGGAAUCAUCAGGAAUUCGAAGUAGCGUACCACUCGUUGUCCGAAGAAAUUCGAGUGGGCGACUACUUCCUCCGUCUGCUUCUUGAAGAGGAUGACCGCAAGGUUCGUGAGUCGCCCACCGACCAACCGCUCAGCAAUUUCAUCAUGCAAUCGCGUGAAUUCUUCAACGAUCUCUACCAUCGUUUCCUGCUCUCGAACGAUAUCGGAAUGAAAUGCAUGUGUUUGCGAGCGAUGGCAAUCGUUUAUGGACGUCAUUAUGAAGACAUCGGGUCAUUCAACGACACUCAGAACAUCGUCGAUAUGUUGAAAAACACAACGAGUCGGCACGAGAGGGACCGUCUCCUCAUGUUUAUCGAGAAACUCGUCAACAAUAAGAAAAACAUCAAAUACCUUCUAGAUUGCAACGGCGUCAAGGUACUCGUGGAAUUUUUGUGUCUCGCUCAUCUGCACACGAGUCGAGCCGUGAUCCCAACCCAGACGAACGUGAUCGAAGCCUCAGCCGAGAUGAUGAUGGAUCAAGAGAAGGAAUGGUUUUACGAGAACAAUCAAAAUGGCCCACACAGUAUUAAUGAGAUGAAAAAGCUGUACGAGGACGGUGUAGUGAAUGCGGAUACGAAAGUUUGGGCCCAAGGCAUGGACGGUUGGCACCGACUACAGGACGUUGGGCAACUGAAGUGGACUCUCAUGGCGCAGAGCUCGGCCCUAAAAAACGAAACUGACCUCGCUAUCCUCAUCCUCAACAUCCUCAUCAAAGUGUGUGAAGCCUACCCAACGAAGGAGCCCGACGGCAGCAUCGUACGACCUCUGCCGCGCGUCAAACGGAGACUAUGCGAUCCGACGACUCUCCCCCACAUCGUACAGCUGCUGCUUACGUUCGAUCCGAUUCUCGUCGAGAAGGUUGCCGUCCUGCUGACCCACGUCAUGCAGCACAAUCCGGCCAUCCAGCGACUGUACCAAUCUGGCUUCUUCUUCUUCAUUCUCAUGUACACAGGAUCGAAUGUCCUGCCGAUCGGCAACCUGUUGCAUCUGACGCACACCUGCCAGGCCUUCCGUUCCGAAGAGGGCAGCACGCUGAAACAACGUUCCAUUCUCGGCAACAUCCUGCCCGAAGCCAUGAUCUGUUAUUUGGAGAAUCACGGCGCCGUGAAGUUCGCGGAGAUUUUCCUCGGCGAGUUCGACACACCCGAAGCGAUCUGGAAUUCGGAAAUGCGCCGAUUCAUGAUCGAAAAAAUAGCGACACACAUAGCGGAUUUCAGUCCGCGGCUCAAGUCCAACACCCGGGCUCCGUAUCAGUACUGCCCGAUCCCUCAGAUUCAGUAUCCACAACUGAACAAUGAGCUCUUCUGCAACAUGUAUUACCUACGACACUUGUGUGACGUGCAGAAGUUCCCCGCGUGGCCGAUCCUCGAACCGGUCCAGUUGUUGAAGGACGUUCUCGAUCAAUGGAAAGCAGAGCUCAACGUGAAGCCUCCCCCCAUCAACGAGGACGACGCGUGCGAGGUUCUCGGUCUGAAGCAGGAGGAUAAAACGGACCAGACAAAGAUUCGGAAAGCCUAUUUCAGAUUGGCAGCGAAAUACCAUCCAGACAAAAAUCCCGAAGGCCGAGAAGUGUUCGAGAAAGUCAACAAGGCCUACGAAUACCUCUCGGACUCUUCGAUCCGCAAGGGCGACGGUCCUUGCCCCAUAAACUUGAGCCUGAUCCUCAAAACACAAGCCAUCCUCUUCAGCAGGUGUCGGGACGAACUGCAUCCGUACAAGUACGCCGGUUAUCCGAUGCUCAUAAAAAUGAUCGAGAAAGAAACUCAGGACGAUCAGCUGCUUUCCAAGCAGAAUCCGCUGCUGGGUCUCGCGAUCGAGACCAUGUACCACACUCUAAACUGCUCAGAACUCAACGUUCAGGAGCUCCGACGAGAGGGAGGAUUAGCCGUGCUGGAAAAGGCGUUCGUUCGCUGUGUCGAGCAACUCAACCACUCGAGCACACCCGAUGACCUCGUGGUUUCCGUGUGCAGACAUUCCGUUGCGUGCUUCGCGGUCGCUGCGAAAUUCGACUCGUGUCGCAGCGUGCUCAUAAACGAUCUUCCGAAUUUCGUGUCCGAUCUCUGUCGCAUAUUGUACUUCAAACACUUGACCGAGCUGUGCGCAGCCGCGGUUGAAUGCGUUACGUCUUUGAGUGUGUGCGAGCAGCUGCAGACAUCGAUGCUCGAAUGUGGAGUGCUGUUCCAUCUGCUUCUGUUCUUCUUCAAGUACGAUUUCACGCUCGGUGAGAGCGGUGUCGACGUCAGCAAGGAGAGCAACCAACAGGCCGUAGCCAACUACUUGGCCGAGCUCUCGGUUAGAGCGUGUGCUCGCCUUGCCGGCACCGACCCCGGUUUCGCCACCCCGCCGAACCAACGUAUUCGUCAGUGCCUCAUCGCGCUCCUCACUCCUUACAUCACGAGAAAGCUUGGAGUCUGCCCACCCUCCGAAAUCCUGAAGAUACUCAAUUCGAAUACCGAAAAUCCAUACCUUAUCUGGGACAACUCUACGCGUGCCGAACUCAUUGAGUACCUGGAAAGGCAGCAAAAAUCAAAAAUCCGAUCCGGAGAAUGCGACGAAGACUACGGCUCCGGCUUUUCGUACAGCCUCUUCGAGAAGGAGCUGGUUGUCGGCGACAUAUUCGUUCGGAUUUACAACGAGCAAGCGCAGUUCCCGCUGGAGAACCCACGUCAAUUCACGCAAGAUUUACUCUCCUUCGUUGGAUCCCAAGCUCAGUUUAUCUAUUCGGCUAAAAACAGCAAUCUCGUCGUCACCAAAGACAGCGAGGUCGACCGCGUGACGAACGCCGAACUCGCGAUGGAGGCUUUAUUUAACGUCAUACAGAACAACCCCUCGGUCGAAACGCUCUGCAUCGGACACUUCAAGCUCUUAUUCCUCUUGCUGAACACCGAGUACACUAAACUGCAAGUCCUGGCCGUCAACGUCAUCCAGUCGGUGACGGGCAACAAGAAUUGCGUGCAGGACAUCGCCAACGUCCAGGUUCUAGUCUUCCUGCUGCUCGUUCUCAAGUCGUUCCAAAGUAAUCAACAUCAACAAGCGGUUCUGGACACCCUUCUGCCUUUGAUGUCGAACUCCGCUCUAGUGAAAGAAGCUAUGUCCAAAGGUGCGCUUGUCUACCUGCUGAAUGUGUAUUGCAACGGCCUCGACGCUAAAGUCCGGGAGCGCACGGCGGAACUGAUAGCCAAGAUGAGUUCCGAUAAAUUGAGCGGACCCAAGUUGGUCAGGGUCAUAGCGCGCUUCAUGCCGGCGGUGUUCCUCGAUGCCAUGAAGGAGUCGCCGCAAGAUAGCGUGACGCUCUUUGAGGGCAAUCAAGAAAAUCCGGAGCUUAUUUGGAACGAUGAGAGCAGGGAGAGACUGAAAUCAAGUGUGCGCGAGAUGAGCGACGAGCUUUUCAACAAACAACGAGCCGAACCUUCGGAACGUUGGGAGAUCCCGAGCGACUUCUCGCUAUGUAGCGAGACAGGUGACGACGAGCUCGUGGUCUCAGGGGUUUACGUGAGAUUGUUCGUUCAAAGUCCUGGUUGGUCUCUACGCAGGCCGAAAGAGUUCCUCGCCGAAUGCCUUGACCGCGUUUGCUCUCUGAUGUCCAAGCCAGACUCCGAUGAGUCCAGCCUAGACGCUCUGACUUCGGCCAUCGUAGGUCUGCUCAUGAACCAAGGCCAGCUGCGGGAAGCCAUACCGGUCAUGGGUCACAUCCCACGUAUCGUGACAGCCUUAUCGUCGAGUCCACCAUUUGCAAAACACGCGAUCCGACUCCUGCACGAACUCGCCCAGAGUCAGCCGUGUGUAGAAGCUUUAAGCGAAUGCAAUGAUUGCAUGGCCGGCGUGAAAACAGCAAUCGACAACUGCCCCGAAGCCCUCGAUCUCGUGGCGAAAGCUCUGAACCAAAUGUUCCAAAAGAACGCUUCGCGUCUGGUGCAGCAGGCUCUGAGCGUGAAACUAGUCACCAUUCUCCUGGACUUGCUCGAGCGCCCCGUCACGAACGCUACCAGCAAAGCGCACAUUGUUCAGGCGCUCAAAUCCAUGUUGACGGAUCCGAUAUACGGCGAGGAACUCAACGAGCUGCUGUCCGCAUCCAAAAUUUGGGCGGAUUUCAAAGAUCAACGACACGAUCUCUUCACGAGAGAAACAACAAUCGCUGGCUAUCUACCGAGCACGACGAACAUCGCAGGUUACCUGACAGCUGGGACCACGGGUCCAAAUUAUGCGAGGCAACCACCGCCAGUGGAUAAAUGAAAAGUUUUUAUUUUGUCUUUAAUAUUUAAAAUGUGUUAAUGUGGUCUCGACAGCUCCCUGAUCGACUGGAGAACCGAAGAGACGAAGCAUGGAAGUUUUAUCCGAGCUGUAAUUACGUUACGAUGUGCAGGCGUCAACACCAUGUGAUUUACGGAAACCACUGAGAAUCUAUCCUGAAGCUAGACCGACGCGAGAGACGGACUGAUACAUUCGAAGGACUGAACUCGAUACGGAGAAAA
Galendromus occidentalis (western predatory mite) is the source of this 6962-nucleotide messenger RNA. RefSeq names its product receptor mediated endocytosis 8 (gene Rme-8). Gene Ontology annotation, biological process: endosome organization; receptor-mediated endocytosis; regulation of early endosome to late endosome transport. The record is from RefSeq and is a predicted model, not a curated record. Lineage: Eukaryota; Metazoa; Arthropoda; Arachnida; Mesostigmata; Phytoseiidae. Bases 1 to 6723 code for a protein of 2240 amino acids. Gene Ontology annotation, cellular component: endosome membrane. The transcript has 17 exons.